This is a messenger RNA of Motacilla alba alba, 2376 nucleotides long. RefSeq names its product mitochondrial rRNA methyltransferase 1 (gene MRM1). Gene Ontology annotation, biological process: rRNA methylation. The record is from RefSeq and is a predicted model, not a curated record. Gene Ontology annotation, molecular function: RNA methyltransferase activity; RNA binding. Lineage: Eukaryota; Metazoa; Chordata; Aves; Passeriformes; Motacillidae. Bases 143 to 1189 code for a protein of 348 amino acids. The transcript has 5 exons. Gene Ontology annotation, cellular component: mitochondrion.
UGCGCGCGUGCCCGUGCCCGGUGCUCCGUGCCCGUGCCCGCGGCUCCGGUGCCCCGCCGGGAUCCCCUCCGAGCCCCGUCCGUGCCCGGGCUGCGGAGCGCGGCUGGCUGUUUCCCGGCCCCUUGGGCAGGGACUCCCCGGCAUGGAGCGGGCGCUGCUGCCCCGCCUGUGCCAGCGCGCCCUGCGGCUGUGCCGGCCCGGCCUCCGGUUCCGCUGCGGCCGCGGGGCCGAGCGAGGGGCGCCCCGAGGCCGCGAUCCCCCCGCGUCCCUCCCGGCGGCCGGGCGGGGGUCGCGCACCGGGCGGGAGCUGUGGCGGGCACAGCAGGACUCGCCCCGGGCCGGCGAGGGGAAGGGGCCGGAGCGAAAGGCGCCGGCCCUGCCGAGGAGCCGAGGCUCCGAGAUCCUGUUCGGGGUGGCCCCGUGCUGGCUGGCGCUGGCCCGGGCGCGCCGGGCGCUGUUCCGGCUGUUCCUGAGGGAGCCGCGCGGCCCCGGGCGGCCCCUGAGGGCCGAGCUCGCCCUGCAGGCCGCGGCCCGCGGGGUGCCGGUGCUGCACGUCCCGGGCCGGGCGCUGGACGCGCUGUGCCGGGGCCGGCCCCACCAGGGAGUGUGUCUGGAGGCCGCCCCGCUGCCCUUCAGGAGCCUGCGGGACGCGGAGGAGCCGCGGCCGGGGGAUGCGGAGAGCGGGGCCCGGCAGCCGCUGUGGCUGGUGCUGGAGCACAUCCAGGAUCCCAUGAACCUGGGGGCCCUGCUGCGCUCCGCGUACUUCCUGGGGGUGGACAGAGUGGUGGCGACCCACAGCAACAGCUGCCCCUUGACUCCCGUAGUGAGCAAAGCCAGCGCUGGAGCCAUGGAGGUCUUCGAUGUGUACAGCACAGAUGAUCUGCAGGGCUUUCUGAAGGCUAAAAGUGCAGAAGGCUGGGACGUGGUGGGAACAGCCAGCAGGCCUGAGGACGUGGAAGAUAUUCCUGUCGUCAGCUGCUCGGAAUUCCGGUGGGACAAACCCCUUAUUGUAGUGAUAGGCAGUGAAGGGGAGGGCCUUUCCCUGGAGACUCAGCUGCAGUGCCAGCAGAUGCUGGCCAUCCCCCCUGGCAGGGCGCUGCACCCCGGCAUCGACUCCCUCAACGUCUCUGUGGCUGCAGGAAUCCUCCUGCACUCCAUCUGCAGCCAGAAACGGAGGCAUGGAGAUUGAAAUCCUCUUUGUGUGGCGGAGGAAGCUGCUCAGUGGAUAUGGAAAUGCUCUCCCCAGGGUCUCCACCAUCACUGUGACUUCCAGGGAAAACCCCAGUGACCUGAGCUGCAUUUUGGCUGCUGCAGAAGCCACCAGAUCCCUGCCUUACCACCAAAGGCACACACCUGAUGUCGUAGGUAACACCCGUGGGAAGGCAGGCAGGUCUGGGAGCAGCCAGGAAAACACCCAGGGAUGGCUGCCAGCACUUGUGCACUGGGGACUUUGUGCAUCACUUGAACUGUGGGGACAAUUUGGGCUGUGGGUGAAAGUGCCACUGAAGGUGCCCUGUGCCCUCCCCCUGGGCAGCAGCUGCAGCUGUGCCAGCUGUGCCCGGGAGCCACUGGAGCUGGUUUUUCUGGUUUUGGAUGUAAACCAGGUGUGCAGCCCUGCCAAGGUCUGGCAAACAGCUGGAGGGGGGGAAGGUGGAGCCCGUGGAAAUAAAGCUUUUGUAAAGAUUGGUUGUAGACUCGAAUGAAUCCAUUUUGUGUCAUUUAAAUCCAGAGUGUGAUUAGUCCUUCAGGUGGGGAGAGGGAUCUAGAGCUCGUUUCCUUCCGGGGAAGUUUCCAUUCCAAGCUGGGCUGAUCCUACUGGAGGCUGAGGUUCCCCAGGAGCACUGUCCUGCUGGUGGCACUGGGGUGGCUUCAUUUGCAGCUCUCCUGCUUGAAAAACCAGGCUGGCUGAAUUAUUGAGAGCCAAAAGAAUGUUAUCACUUAGCACCUUAAUUAUUUUAUUUAGCUACCGUGGCCCUUUGCAUAGGAUUCCUCAUUAACACUUAAUUUACAGUGCCCUUUAGGGAUAAUUUCAAACAAUUCCGUUCAGUCUGCCCCCUCCCCACUUCCAAAUGAAUAAGUAAAUCACUCUGAGUGACUAAUUAGGACUUUCCUUUGAGCUAAAUGAAGUCUGUAAAGCCUGGUCUGUGGGUGUGGGGGGGUUCCCUGUGUGUCCCUGGCAGGGUCUGGCUGGUGGCACUGGGGACACUCCAGGUGUCUGGGAUGGGGGACAGGGCAUGGAGCUCCUGAGAGGUGUCAGGGCUCCCUUCUGUGGCUGUGAUGUGGUGCCUGGGGUGGGGACACGUCCCUGAGCAGUGUCCUGAGGAAAAGGACAAAUCCCAAAUCCCUCUGAAACGACACCAUCAAACAAACAGGGCU